Messenger RNA from Vigna radiata var. radiata (mung bean), 1507 nucleotides. Its product is annotated as protoheme IX farnesyltransferase, mitochondrial. The record is from RefSeq and is a predicted model, not a curated record. Gene Ontology annotation, biological process: heme biosynthetic process. The transcript has 7 exons. Lineage: Eukaryota; Viridiplantae; Streptophyta; Magnoliopsida; Fabales; Fabaceae. Gene Ontology annotation, cellular component: mitochondrion; membrane. Gene Ontology annotation, molecular function: protoheme IX farnesyltransferase activity. The coding region runs from base 67 to 1305 and encodes 412 amino acids.
ACAAAUGCUUGUGCUAUGAACGUGUGAGAGUGUUUCUGGUGUUUUGGUUUCAAUUUGGUGCAACCAAUGAUGUUGAGGAGGAGUUCUAUAUCCUCCUUGUGUUCCCAAUUCCUCAAAUCUUCUUAUUCUCACAACCUUAAUUAUGCGCGUUCAUCUUCAUCUUUAUCUUCCUCUUCGAAUCCGCAUCUCAUCACUUCUUCUGCAACUGCAAUUCAUAUCUCUUCCAAAGCUAACACCGAUUUUGCGUCGUUGAGCCGCCACUAUGGAAGGUGCUAUUGGGAGCUCUCCAAGGCUCGUCUCAGCAUGCUUGUGGUUGCAACAUCUGGGACUGGAUUUGUCUUGGGGAGCGGUAGUGCUGUUGAUUUUUCAGCACUUUCUUGGACUUGCUUGGGUACCAUGAUGGUUGCUGCAUCUGCUAACUCUUUGAAUCAGGUGUUUGAGAUCAAUAAUGAUGCUAAAAUGAAGAGAACGAGUGGAAGGCCACUACCCUCAGGACGAAUCACAAAGCCUCAUGCAAUUGGCUGGGCGUCCUCUGUUGGAUUAGCGGGUACAGCUCUGCUAGCAACACAGACUAAUAUGUUAGCUGCUGGGCUCGCUGCUUCCAACCUAGUCCUGUAUGCAUUUGUGUAUACUCCCUUGAAGCAGAUUCAUCAUGUAAAUACAUGGGUGGGAGCUGUUGUUGGCGCUAUUCCACCACUUUUGGGAUGGGCUGCUGCUUCUAAUGACAUUUCACUAAAUGCAAUGAUUCUUCCAGCUGCUUUGUAUUUUUGGCAGAUACCACAUUUUAUGGCCCUAGCUUAUAUGUGUCGCAGUGACUAUGCUGCUGGAGGGUUUAAGAUGUAUUCUCUUGCCGAUGCAUCUGGGCGGAGAACAGCAUUGGUGGCCUUAAGGAACUCUAUAUAUCUAAUCCCUUUGGGGUUCUUGGCUUAUGAUUGGGGCGUGACUUCUGAAUGGUUUUGUCUGGAGUCCACGGUACUUACACUUGCAAUAGGCGCUGCAGCAUUUUCAUUCUAUAGAGACCGUACCAGAGAAAAAGCAAGGAGAAUGUUCCACGCUAGUCUCCUUUAUCUCCCCGUGUUUAUGACUGGGCUUCUGAUUCACCGUCGCUCCAAUAGCGAACAAUUCUUAGAAGACAAUGCAAAGGGUUUUGUGAAAUCUGCACCUUCUAGGGAAGCAUUAGAAUUGGAUGAUAAUAAUGAUAAUCAGAAUAUCAAGGCCAAGCGUCCAUAUUGGACUGAAUCACGUCCUCCUGUAGCAUAUGCCUCUGUUGCUCCAUUUCCCUUUCUGCCUGCUCCUUCAUAUUGAUAACUAUUUUCUGGGCCAAGUUUUGUUUGGUUGAUUCCAUAAAUUUAUUGAAACGGUAUUCUUAUUGGUGUUUAAGCUGUUAACCUUGUUUUAUGUUCCACACCAUGAAAAUUGCAGACGCAUCUGUGAUCUGAAAUAAAUGAGAAUUUGCUUCCCGAACAGUGUAUAUACAACAGUGUAUAUACAAUCAUUUUUUUUUUUA